This is a messenger RNA of Haliotis rubra (blacklip abalone), 766 nucleotides long. RefSeq names its product serine protease inhibitor dipetalogastin-like. NCBI's taxonomy places the organism in Eukaryota, Metazoa, Mollusca, Gastropoda, Lepetellida, Haliotidae. The record is from RefSeq and is a predicted model, not a curated record. The annotation marks the transcript as partial. The transcript has 7 exons. Gene Ontology annotation, molecular function: protein binding.
AUGCAUUACCGGAAGUCCCAAAAAGCCAACGGUGGCGGAGUUUCUGUUUUGCCUCUGUGUUCCUCGAUACCUUGUAACCCUCUUUUACUUCAAUCUCUGUUUUACUUAGUUCUGACCAGCGUCUGUCAAGGUCAGGACUGUUGUUGUGAUGACACCAACACCCCUGUCUGCGGGGACGACGGCAACACCUACACCAACGAAUGUUUCCUCUCCUGUGCCGGUGCGACGAAGGCAUCCGACGGAGAAUGUGCCAAGUGUGACGAAGGAAUCCGAUUUGGAGAAUGUCCCAAGGUUUGCACCUGUCCAAAACAGCUUUCACAUGUCUGCGGCAGUGAUGGCGUGACUUAUGACAACGAAUGCCAGCUGGAGUGUCAAGGUGCGACGAAGGAAUCCGACGGAGAAUGCCCGACGGUUUGUGCAUGUCCUGAUGUCCUUUCACCUGUCUGCGGCAGUGAUGGUGUGACUUAUGACAACCAGUGCCAGCUGGAUUGUCAAGGUGCGACGAGGGUGUCCGACGGCGAAUGUCCCAAGGUUUGUCUCUGUCCACUUAUCUUUGCACCUAUCUGCGGCAGUGAUGGCGUGACUUAUGACAACGAAUGCCAGCUGGAGUGCCAAGGUGCGACGAAGGUGUCCAAAGCUACGACGAAGGAAUCCGACGGAGGAGAAUGUCCGAAGGUUUGUGCCUGUACAAAAGACCAUGCACCUGUCUGUGGCAGUGAUGAUGACGUGAUUCUUAUGACAACCUCUGCCAGCUGCAGUGUCAAAG